Messenger RNA from Varanus komodoensis (Komodo dragon), 2288 nucleotides. RefSeq names its product caseinolytic mitochondrial matrix peptidase chaperone subunit B (gene CLPB). The transcript is spliced from 16 exons. Gene Ontology annotation, cellular component: mitochondrion; cytoplasm. The record is from RefSeq and is a predicted model, not a curated record. The coding region runs from base 255 to 1775 and encodes 506 amino acids. NCBI's taxonomy places the organism in Eukaryota, Metazoa, Chordata, Lepidosauria, Squamata, Varanidae. Gene Ontology annotation, molecular function: protein binding; ATP binding; ATP hydrolysis activity. Gene Ontology annotation, biological process: cellular response to heat.
GCCUGUGGCCCAACCCAGAGCACACGGGCCGCCACCGGAGCCGGGAGAGCCGCAGCCGCCGCAGCCGGAUCCCCACCUUCCCCGCCGCGGCCGUCGCGGCGGCUGGGCUGGCGCUGUGCUACAGCAAGGGCCACGGUUCCAAAGAAGACACUCUGCUAGAAGCUGCCCGGAUCAACAGUGUUUCCGAAGUGGACCGGUUGUUGCAGGAAGGAGCCAGCGUGAAUGCCCGGCACAAACUUGGCUGGACGGCCUUGAUGGUAGCAGCUAUCAACCGAAAUUCAAGUGUGGUGAAGCUUUUGCUCACAGCUGGAGCUGAUCCAAACCUGGGCGAUGAGUUCAGCAGCGUCUACGAAACCGCCAAAGAGAGGGGGCUUCAUUCCCUAGAAGUGCUGGUCACCCGCGAGGACGACUUCAACAACCGCCUGAACAACCGGGCCAGUUUCCGGGGCUGCACCGCUUUGCACUACGCCGUGCUGGCUGAUGAUCACCCCACUGUCAAGAUGCUUCUCGACGGAGGUGCCAACCCCCUGCAAAAAAAUGAAAUGGGGCACACGCCCAUGGACUACGCCCGGGAGGGAGAAGUCAUGAAGCUCCUGAAAGCAGCUGCAGCAAAGUUCCAGGAAGAGCAGCGCAAGAGAGAAAUUGAGGAACGGCGGAGGUUCCCGCUGGAGCAAAGGCUCCGAGAACAUAUCAUUGGCCAGGAGAGCGCCAUAGCAGCUGUUGGAGCUGCCAUCCGGAGAAAGGAAAAUGGCUGGUAUGAUGAAGAGCAUCCUCUGGUGUUCCUUUUCUUGGGAUCGUCAGGAAUAGGUAAAACUGAGCUGGCCAAACAGACUGCCAAGUAUCUGCACAAAGAUGUCAAGAAGGGUUUCAUACGGCUGGACAUGUCCGAGUUUCAGGAACGGCAUGAGGUUGCCAAGUUUAUUGGCUCCCCACCAGGCUACGUCGGCCAUGAGGAAGGCGGGCAACUCACAAAGAAGCUGAAACAGUGCCCGAACGCGGUGGUCCUCUUUGAUGAAGUGGACAAGGCCCACCCAGAUGUCCUCACCAUCAUGCUGCAGCUGUUUGAUGAGGGCCGACUGACGGACGGGAAGGGCAAGACCAUAGACUGCAAGGACGCCAUCUUCAUCAUGACCUCCAACGUGGCCAGCGAUGAGAUUGCCCAGCACGCCUUGCAGCUGAGGCAGGAGACCGCGGAGCUGAGCCGGAAGAGGAUCGCCGAAAAGCUGGACGAUGUCCAGAUGACAGACAAGAUAACCAUCUCCAAGCAGUUCAAGGAGAACGUUAUUCGCCCCAUCUUAAAGGCUCACUUUCGAAGGGACGAGUUCCUCGGCCGCAUCAAUGAAAUCGUCUAUUUCCUGCCCUUCUGUCACUCGGAGCUCAUCCAGCUUGUCAACAAGGAGCUGAGCUUCUGGGCUAAGAGGGCCAAGGCGAGGCACAACAUCACGCUGGUGUGGGACCGGGAGGUCAUGGACGUGCUGGCCGACGGCUACAACCUGCACUACGGGGCCCGCUCCAUCAAGCACGAGGUCGAACGCCGGGUUGUCAACCAGCUGGCUGCUGCCUAUGAGCAGGACCUCCUGCCGCGCGGCUGCACGUUGCGGAUUGUGGUGGACGACUCGGACAAGCAGCUCCUGAAGGCGAAGGACGGCGCCUCGGCCAAGGAGGGCCACAAGAAAGGACCAACCCUGAGGCUGGAGAUCGUCGAGGACAGCAGAAGCCGGAAGCUGGACAUCCAGGCCCCCCUGGCCCCCGAGGAGAUGUCCUGUCCCUUGUAGGCAUCGGGGCGGGCUGCCGUGGGCUGCCUGCCACCGGCACGUGCCCCUGGCAGGGUCUCCAGACGGGUGGCCAGUAAUAAAGCAGUCGUGAGACCUGGACAAGCCGCGUGCAGGUGAUGGUGUGAGGAGGCCCGGUGGUUCUGGAGGUGGGGGCUCCUUGGGGCUCGCCAGCGCAGCGCAGUUGGGCCGGGAUGACCCUGCAGAAGAAGGACUGGCGGUCUCUGCUUGCUCAGUCGGUGGGGAGUGGGUCGGGUCGGUUUCCUUCUCGGGGGGAGGACGGCACGAGCUUGCUCCUGUUGUCCAGAGCGCUGUGCUCACCUUUCCCAGGCUCCAGAACGGAUGGUGCAGGUUGGGUGGGACCCAUGUGAACCUGUCGCCCGGGGGGCGGGGGGGCUUUCCCGGGCACUUUUCUCAGCAAUGUAUCGGGUGAUGAAAGAGUGGGGUGCUCUUUGCAGCCGCACAGGCACCAUCCAGAUCUUAAUUUAUUGCAAUAAAUGAAAGGUGAACAUCAAA